Fulvia fulva is the source of this 249-nucleotide messenger RNA. RefSeq lists its product as uncharacterized. The record is from RefSeq and is a predicted model, not a curated record. Lineage: Eukaryota; Fungi; Ascomycota; Dothideomycetes; Mycosphaerellales; Mycosphaerellaceae. Bases 1 to 249 code for a protein of 82 amino acids. The transcript has a single exon.
AUGUUCCUCCCCAUCCUCCCCAUCCUCAUCGCCCUCGUAGCCCUCCUCCCAACCGCCAUCGGCGGCCCAGCAGCCUACGGAAUCUGCCAAGCAGGCUGCGCCAGCGUCGUCGUAGCCUGCUACGCAGCCGCCGGCUUCGUCUUCGGCGUCGCACUACCCGCCGCACCACCAGCGAUUCUUGCCUGCAACUCUGCUUUUGGGACUUGUCAGGCUGCCUGUGCUGUUGUGGUGUUUGCUCCGACCGUGUGA